UCAAACUGCCGUAAGACCUCGUACGGCUCCCGCGGAGUAGGCCGUUUCCCCCGUUUGGCAAAGAUAAUCAACCUCAAUAAUUAUGUCGUUUAAAAGGGAAGGUGAUGACAAAAGUCAGUUGAACAUCCUGAAGAAACGGCGUGUGGCAGAUCUUCUGUCCAAUUUUAUUCCAGAAGAUGAAGCAGCUCUUCUGAAAAAUGGAAGAUACACCUGCCUUGUCUGCUCGUACCGCCCUGUGUUUGAUACAGUUGAUAUGCUGACAGUCCACAGAAACGGAAAAAGACAUCUGGAAGGAUUAAAAUCAUUCUAUGGCAAGAAAGCAAAGCUGAAGAAUGAAAUAACCAAAAGGCAACAUGAAAACUACAUCCAGUCUGAAGACAGAAGACAGGAACCCUCUUGUUCAGCCCCUUUACUGGCACAAACACGCAAGCUUACACAUCACGCUUUAUUGACUACUGUACCAUACAACAGCUGCCAUAGAAAAACUAGUACAAAAUCUGAAAAGGGACCUCUGAGCUCAGAUCCCAGUGACAACUCUUCCAGCAAAACGCCAUCUGAACAAGCAAAAGCAUGUCAGAAAACUGAAGUUUCAAACAAUUUAUUGCAGAGCAGUUCUAGCAGCUGCACAGCAGCCAGUGAACGGCCACAUGGAUCAGAAGACAUUAAAGGAUCUCAGACUGCAGUGACACAGGAGGCAGAGCCUAUAACAGCCCAGAGGAGACGAGAGCUGGAACACUAUCUCAAACUGAAAAGCGAGGGCUGGUUGCAAGACCGGAGCGGCCGGUGGGUUAAAGAUGCCAAUGUGGAGUUUGAUUCUGAUGAGGAGGAGCCUCCUUCACUUACCACCCUCCCUACAAGUCACUGAGAGGACUAACUGUGGGAAAACACAAAUAAACUUGGACCGCAGUGCUGAAUUCAGAAGCCACAGUGCUGUUUGAAAGAGCCGGAGCGCCGCCUGCAAGGACAAUAUCAAGGACGUCAGCCUUUUAUUAAACUCCAUGGUUUUCCUGUGCUGGUUCUACAGCACCUGUGUAAUGUUGGGACUCACUCCUUAGUUGUUAUACAAGACUGCUGCUCACCAAUGAUCAUCAGCUGCAACUUUUAUAUCAUAACAUACAAUUUACAGAAUCAGAAAAACACAAACAUGUCCUUGUAUUUUUUUUAAUCAAAUUGCUGUUACUCUAGCUUGCUGAAAAUGUUUUUUUUAUUACAUGAAGCAUCAGGAAGACUGUAAAACAAAGAUUUCAAGAGAAAAUGGCAUUUUUUACAAGGCU
Messenger RNA from Micropterus dolomieu (smallmouth bass), 1274 nucleotides. It is a transcript of the gene scnm1, whose product is annotated as sodium channel modifier 1. Gene Ontology annotation, cellular component: nucleus. The record is from RefSeq and is a predicted model, not a curated record. Lineage: Eukaryota; Metazoa; Chordata; Actinopteri; Centrarchiformes; Centrarchidae. The transcript has 9 exons. Gene Ontology annotation, biological process: RNA splicing. Bases 83 to 865 code for a protein of 260 amino acids.